Messenger RNA from Tetrahymena thermophila SB210, 1341 nucleotides. RefSeq lists its product as hypothetical. Lineage: Eukaryota; Ciliophora; Oligohymenophorea; Hymenostomatida; Tetrahymenidae. The record is from RefSeq and is a predicted model, not a curated record. The transcript has 15 exons.
AAAUUUUUUAUAAUAAAAAUGGGACAUUGCGUUAGUAAAUAAAAAUCAUUAAAAAAUGAAAAAUAAUUGGAAUUAAUAGAAGAAUUAAAUAGUAUUAGCGAUAGUAUUCGCCUGUAAGUAAGCAUAGACAAAUUUUGUCACUGUUAUACCACAAAUAUAUUUUAUUUGUAUACCACUCAAAAAUAAAUAUCAAAUGAAUAAACUUCGUUUAUAGGUAUUUGCUAUCAUGAUUCAUUGAAAAGUUUAUCUAAGUCUGAUAUCACAACAAAUCUACUGAAUUCAAAUAAAAUAUCUUCUUUUGAGCUAAAUGAUCAUGGUAAUAAGACAAAAAAUAUCUAGCAUUUUUAGAGUAUUUAAAAACUGUUACAAAGCUGGGUAAAUUUACAGGAAAUAAGUCUUAAUUUUCUCUAUUUGAAGAAAAAAUAAAGCAAGAUAGGUGAUAAAGAAAUGGUUUAAUUUACUUCAACUUUAAUAAAAUGUUAAAAACUUCAUUCAUUAAAUCUUAAUUUCAUGGGAUAUAGAAUUUAGGAUGAAGGGAUAAGUAAUUUAGGACAUGCUUUAAUUGAAUGCAAAUAGCUAUAAAAUCUUUAAUUAUCUAUUAGUGAAAACGAGUGUUAGUUCAAAGCAUUGAAUAGUUUAGCGAAAGCCAUAUUAUAAUGUGAAAAGCUUCAAGUAUUAAAACUUUGCUAAAUUCUAAGUUAAUGUUUGAUAGAAGAGGCAUUAAAUAGUUAGCUCGUUUUAAACUGUGUUCAUUAUCAAGAUAUUCAAUUUAAAUUUGAUGGAUUUUAUGAUAAAAAAAGUAAUCGAGUGAUUGGUAGUUUAGAUCUUAGUAAAUUAAAUAUGCUUUUAAAUAAUUGCAGUUUGCUUUCAGAAUUGUCCCUCAUUUUUAUAAAUUUAUAUUAAGAGAAAGAAAAUGAAAAUUUAUUUUUAGAAAAUUGUGCUAAUUUGAAAGUUUUAAAUAUCAAGCUUUAAAUUAAGCGCAAAGAUUUAAUUUUUUUAGAUUAUAGUCCUUAUUUUGAAAUGCUUUUAAAAAAAUGCUAAAAUAUUUAGAGUUUAAAUUUAGAUCUUUACUAUUAAAAAUUAAGUAAUGAAUAGUUGUCAAAGAUUUGUUUAACUUUUGCAAGUAUUACUAAACUUAAAAAUCUUACAUUAAAUUUAAUUAAAAAUGAGAUCUCUUGUUUUGGAGCUAAAGAUUUAGCAGCUUUUUUAAGAAAAUAUGAUUUUCUUUAUGUUUUGAAAAUCUUACUUUUAAAAAACUAUAUUAAAGAUUAAUCUUCAGUUAGUUUUCAAUAAUCUGUGCUAAAAAUGAAGAGGCUUGUUUAAUUUGAUAUUAAGUUUUGA